Messenger RNA from Hydatigera taeniaeformis, 360 nucleotides. Lineage: Eukaryota; Metazoa; Platyhelminthes; Cestoda; Cyclophyllidea; Taeniidae. The record is from the annotation of a GenBank genome assembly.
AUGCACACUACCAACUUGCCUGAUCCCGAAAGGCAAGUGACCAUCCCAAUGACAGCCAACAAUGUGGCACAUGUCGCCUUUCCCUCUCCACGCCACCUGCACAACGAAAUCCUCCCUCGACCAUUCGACUGCAACCGCAAUGCCAUCCUCAGUUUCAGUUGUCUAGGCACAAGGCUAAGCAAUUCCCUCUACGUGGUCAUCACUGCUUCAAAGGCAGAAUUUCGUCCACGAACACAGCACCGUGUGGCAGCCAAUGCAAUGCGCAACACCAAACCAAUCCAAAUGGUUGCUCACAUUGUCACCCUCGCUGUUGACGGCUGUCCAGCUCUACUCAAAGGGAGGACAAAUGCUGAAUGCUGA